AUGGAUCUCCCAAUCGGGUGCUCGAUUGAGAAUCUGAUUGCGACCCUCGAGUCUCUGAGGAAGUAUCCCGAGGACAAGGUAUCCCCAAAGCUUCAAAUCGAAGCACUCCUUUCCUCCAUUCAUUUCCAUGUGACGAAGGAGCCUAAAGAUGGCCCAUCGCCUCUGAAUAUCCAGUCUGAGCCCCGAGGCUCCUAUCUGGGGGUGUGCAACAGUCGUACUCGGGCUCGCAGUCACGGAUACCCUGAAAGUUGCUUCUGGUAUGCCAUGGAGGACAGUGCCGUCAUUUUCAUGGCCAUAUACCGUCCCCCCGCCUUCUUGCGCUCUGAAGCACUUGCAUUGGAAGCUAGAACAAUUCUCUAUGAAUGUUUUGAGAAGCGGAAGCGUCUGAAGAAAGCGACCCGCAAUACAUAUGUCAUUGCGACGGACAGUGUCCUGUUUAGAUUUUCCCGCUUGGCCUGUGAUAGAUCGGCAAGUAAACUCAGAGAAGAGCAUGGUGCUCUGAUCUACAACGCAGAAUGGGCAGGAAGAGACUACAAAGAUCUCAUUGUGAUGAUUGUAUCGAUCUUCAAGGAAGCGUUGCUCCCGCCGGAUGAACAGUCGAUAGACCCUGAUCAACGAAAGCCUACACUGGUUCCUUCCCUCACCGAUGAAGAAAUUCGGAAGCAAAAACAACGUUUGCUCGACCUGACUGUGCGAGUGGGAGUGAAAGUGUACAUGGAUGUGAUCAAGCAACUGCCCACCCCAAUGGACCCUACCCAAGAACGAAAUACCAUUAACCAGAUUCAGUGGGUGGUCAAGGUAACACUGCUCAACUAUGUGGCGGGGAUGGACAAAGGAGAACACAUGAAUUAUCAUGAUGAUCUUUCCAAGGUAGUUUGGCAGAUGUUCGACGCGAAGAUGAAGGAGACGCUCAAGAAUUUUGAGUUCAAAGACUACAGCGGCGACCGCGAGGUGCUCAAGAAAGCCAUCCGGAAAGCCGCUAUGGAGGAAAUUGCCCCCAUGCUUGGUGAAUUCUUCGAGCUAGUGCGCAACUUUGGGCUGGCGAGUGUGUUCAAGUAG
Molecule: messenger RNA, 1059 nt
Organism: Penicillium paradoxum
Lineage: Eukaryota; Fungi; Ascomycota; Eurotiomycetes; Eurotiales; Aspergillaceae
Exons: 5
Coding region: 1-1059 (352 amino acids)
Source: RefSeq, a predicted model, not a curated record